Molecule: messenger RNA, 2556 nt
Organism: Mycena citricolor
Lineage: Eukaryota; Fungi; Basidiomycota; Agaricomycetes; Agaricales; Mycenaceae
Source: the annotation of a GenBank genome assembly
GCGGCCUUUCGAGGUUCGAGAUCUCACUCGUUCGUUCUUUCAAAUGGAUAUUGAUCCCCUCGCCGAUGCUGGUCCGCCUCGUCAUGUUAUCGAGUCUGAUGAAGAGGAAGACGAAUACAACCCUUUGCAACACACGAAGUCGCAUCCCAGGAAGAUCGAAAUCCAGAUACUCGGUGUCUCUGAGAGGCUUUCCGAUGGGCUCGUUAUCGCACAGGGAACUCUGGCGAAGUAUUGGGCCCGCGCAGCGGAUCUCCGGGAACAAGUUGGAGCAGUCAUGGUGAACGGGAUUCAAGUUGGUCUCCUCUUUCGGCCAAGCUGGACGCGGACCACUGUCCUGGUCUCGGAGGUCACGACUCAACUGCCCAUAUGGGCGAUGAAUCAGUAUGCUGCCUCCAUACUGGACCAACUACAACCCCGAAAAUUGGCCUUGCUGGAUAUUUAUGUUGAACCUACGUAUGUAUCGCAGAAGCGUCUCGCGUAUCCCGAUGCAAAUUUGCGCUACCUCUGCACGGAAACUGCUGCUGAAUGGAUGAUUUCUGCAGCUGAUUUGUUCUCGCCCCCAAACCUUGUCCAGUCAACUUCGGCCUCCUUUGUCGCGCAACAAGCCCAGCGAGGGUUGUCUGCAACCCUUUUGCUAGUCCCAGCUCCACAUGUCCAGUUGGCCCCUCCUCGCGAUCUAAUCGAGAGCCAUUUCUCGCAUUGGGAUGAAGAUGGAGACCCAUGGAACCCUAUUCUUGUGUCCAGAGCUCAUGAAUUACUCUUCCGCUCGUUGGACGUGGACUGCCAACCAUGGAAUGCGCCGGGAGCCGUAAAGCCCAGUGCGAAACGAAGACGCCCUACUGACUCCGAAUCUGGCAUGUAUAUCUGAAUUGUGACGUUUCAAAUAAAUAACAUCACACUGAAUACUUGGGCCGAACGAUCGCCUCUAGCUCUUUGAUGAUAAGUGCAGAAUCUCUGUCCAGAUCAACGCGCCACGUGCUGAUGGCAAUUCGUGUCGCAGGCCGAUUCUCCCAUUGUGUUCCCGUUACAUAGAUCGUGCCGGCUGAGUUCAACCGCUGAACUAGAUGUGAGUUCAGGUCAGAUGCCCGCGCACGGAACAAGACGAUAAUAUAUAUGUUUGCGGCCGACGUGUGGCGGGGCAACAGCUCGUAGUCGCUCGAUUGCGAAAUGUAUUCCGCUACUUUUCGUGCAAGCGAGAUUUGGCGCUCCAGCAGGUCACGAUACCAGUCUCGGCCGUAGGCCACGAGUGUAGCGUACACUGGCAGCGCGCGCAAUCGUCGGCUGUUCUCGAUGCCGAGGUUGUGAGCGGAGGGUACAGCCUCCGAGAGAUCGGGUGGUAGGGCAGAUCCGUUCUGGAACACCUGUUUCUGAAUUCCGAGAUGACGGGUGAAAAAGAAGCCGCAGUCGUAUGGGACAUUGAGCAGUUUGUGAGCAUCUCCUGUGAUCGAGUCCGCGAGAUCAAGCGCAGCCACUCCAGCCAUGAUAGAGGCAUACUGCGGCUUGGAUAGAAGCCGAGCUUGUAAACCGAAGGCUAGAGGCAGUAAGCAGACGCAACAUUAUCGUAUAGCACAAACCAGCAUCAACAUGAACCCAAGCCCCGUAUUCAUCUGCCAGAGCACGGAUUUUUUCCAUAUCAUCUCUUGUCGUCGCAAAAGCUCCGGCGUUAACCUCUCCUGCACUGACAGAUAUGAUGCUUGCGAUUCCCCGUUUGGAUAGAUGCUGCUCCAAGGCAUUCAGGUCAAGCCGCCAAGGCUCUGCCUCACUCAGCGGUAACAAGAUGACAUUGUCAGUGCCCAGGCCGACGAUGGAUGCCGCCUUAGCCAAUGAAGAAUGCGGCAUUGAGGAAAGCACUCGGAUUCGCUGGACCCCCGCGCGCAAGCAAGCUGGGAUCAGGCCCUGUUGGGCAAUACUGGCUUGAGUUGCCGAUGCUGAGAAUCGCAUCCCAGAGAUCUGGACAGAAUAUUCGCGUCCGAGAGCGAGACCAAGGGUAUUGGAUGCCGUGGCACCGGACGUGAAAGUCCGUCCGGUAAAGAUACUUGCAUCGAUAUCAAGCAAUUGCUGCAACAUUCUAUGGGACUGUGGGAACUAGACUCAUCAUCGACCUAGAGGUGAAAAGCACCUCAAAGCAGCAUCUUCUACAUUCCCAGCGAUGCUUUCUGUCGGCGCGAAAGUUUGCACAUUCUGAUCGAACGCGCUUACAAGCCAGUCGGCGUACAAAGCUGCGUCUGUCGUUCCGCCAGUGACAAACCCAUAGUAAUUGGGAUUCACGCUUUCCCUAUUCAAUGCAGGCGCAAUAUCUUCGAGCAGGUGCUUCCUAAUGAGAUCUAAGCCCAAGCCCUGACUAGGGAGUGAGGAUGGGAGGGAUCGUUCCGCGCGGAGGAUGGCCUCAGCAGAAGGUAGAGGGGAGAUAGAUCCGACAUCGAGAUCAACAGAGGCAGCAAAAUCAGCAAGCAUAUUGAGACUCAUCGUUAUCGGAUAAGCCGAACAGUUCAACUGAGGUUGAAGUUGAGGCCUGAGGGUUGCAAGUAGGCAGUCGAGCUUGAAGCGAGAUACCGG